Molecule: messenger RNA, 3122 nt
Organism: Scatophagus argus
Lineage: Eukaryota; Metazoa; Chordata; Actinopteri; Scatophagidae
Gene: simc1
Product: SUMO interacting motifs containing 1
Exons: 10
Coding region: 464-3121 (885 amino acids)
Source: RefSeq, a predicted model, not a curated record
AGCACCGAAGAAACAUGACAACAAAAAACAGGAAGCAUCAAAUUUCAGAUAUGUCAGUUAAACCGCUGAGAUGCACAGCUGAGUCAACCAUAUAAGGGUCUUAUCAUUGUUUUUAGGAUGUACUUUUAGCGUUAGUUUCAAGCUAGCUAGCUAGCUGGAUAGUUAAAUUGCGACGAGAAUUAUGAGGAAUACAAUUAAACUCAAAGUUACCGGGCAGCAUCAGGCGCAUGGAACCUUGGCUGCAAAUCUAAAACGGGAACUGCUGCAAGUCCUAAACCAUCACUAGAACACUUAUCUCGAUGGGGACUUGCACAUUAACCUAAGGACAAUGUCUAAUUUCUCUUUUAUUAGGAUUGUGGAGAUUAUCAUUAGUCUGCACUGGAUGGCGUUUUGGUGAACAGGUUAAUAUUCCCUAAAAUCAGUUAGCUGUUAAGGUUUCUGCGUCCUGAAUGAGUGAGGAGAAAUGGAUGAUGUGAUCACCCUCAGCUCCGACAGUGAUGAAGACGACUCCGACGUGGAAAUAGUCGGCUCCUACAGUAACCUCAUGACCAAAGGUGAACCGCUCCCCCUCACUGCCGUGCGAGUUGACGUUGACGCUGCGAACGAGAACGUCCCAGCGCAUUACAUCGACCUCACAGAUCCAAGAUGGACUCUUCCAGAGCUGAAGAUUCGUAAAAGACUGCAUCCCACAUCCUUAGCAGUGGUAGAUUUGACUGAGAGCGACGUACCAAAUGGGACACAAAAGGAGACAAAGAAUUUGUUACUAAAUGACUAUCAAAUAAAAAAAGAUAAUGCAGAUAAAAAUAAAACUUCAGACGAACAAGAUUUUAACUUACAGAAAAGGUCUUUAGGAAACCCACUUCUUUUUGCACUACAGUGGGACUGUGGUGACCUAAAGCCAAAGCAGAGCCGUACAGACUCUCAAACACAACACGAAAUGCAGAUCGAUGAAACACAUCAUCAAGCACCAACUGUGACAUUAAAACAGUUACCUUUUCUUGAAACUCACGUCACAGAAGUGGAAACAUCAAAGUGUUCUGUCUACUUAACAAAAGACUAUACAACAAUAUCAGUGCAACCCAGGCAACUCGACAGUCUCGCAGAAGAAUUGGAUUGCAUUAGUAAUUUGAGGACAGCUACCGCAUCAAGUGAUACUCCCAUGGAGCGUUCACGGAAUGACUCUCCUCCUGAGGUGAUUGGAUCUCUUGUCGGACAGGACAACAAGAGACAACAAGAGAACAGUAAUGAAUUCACAAGCACGCAGCUAAAUGCUUACUCUGUCGGCUCAGAUAAAGGAAGCUCAGUCGCAGCCUCGAGGGAGCACAUCACUUGUGAAGACGGGAGUGAUACCUUUUGCUCAGCUGUGCCCGUCCCUGUUCCGACAUCCCCUUCUUCAUCUCAAAAUAAAGCUGAGGGUUCCUUCCAUAGAGCAACCUCUGAAGUUCUCUGCUCCAACCUGGAACAACUGGAAUUAGAGCAAGUAGACUUUCAACAAAACAAUCUCUCUGAUCACCCAUCCCCCUUCUCUUCCACUAUUGGACUGGAGCCAUCUGAGCCCCUGUCUCCCACAAGUGUCAUAUCUCAUAAGCUUAUGAGACAAGUUGACCCAAUACCCACAGCUGAACCUGAGCAAGUUGAGAAUACAUCUCAGUGCCAGUUGGGGGAGGUUAACGCUGAUAAAUCCUCAAAUAGCCCGGACCUCUUGCAUUGCAGUAUCCCGAGUGAAUCUCCUUGGUCAAUUUGUAAAAGUGAGGACAUGAAUGACGGAUCUGGCAGUGGGAUAUAUCAAGGGGAUCUGGAAGGUGACAGUCCAGUGUCUUUUCUUUGGCAAGGGGGGAGUGAUGGAGAACAAAUGAACGAAGAGAGCAGAUUUGAUAUGGACUUCAGGGCAGCCAGUAGAGAGGACAGGCUUUAUGUAUGCCCAGUGGCACUUAGGAAAAUGUCUGGAGCAACUCAAGGCCCGAUCUAUGAGGAAGAUGAAAGCUUUGGACCUCCAGAGGUGCUAUGCCGUCAGAGCCUGAGCCUGGUUUACAGUACCAUCGAUGAGAACUACACAGAAGGCACCUUGCAGCUCUUGUCUGACUUACUACAGCCUGGUUACUAUCCCCCCAGAGAUAUCACCUCCCACCUGCUACAUGGCAUUCUGCUUGAUCCACAGUGUCCUUAUCACCUGUGUGUGCAGGCCUUUAAUCUGCUGAUCAGGACACAGAGACACCACAUGGCUGAUAAAACCACUGUACCAUGGGACUGGGAGUUGUUGACCUCAAUCAUGACCAAUCAGGACCAUACAAAGAGAUAUCGAUGCGAGGUUGUCCGCAUGUUCCUGGAGUACGUCGUGCAGACUUUGGAGGAUGACUUCCAGGCCAAACGCUCUACUUCUACCCAUCACCACUCCAUUGCCAAGGCAACAUUAUCAUGUGAUCAGAGGUUCCCUUGUGUCAGAGAUGUCAUCAAGUGGCUCUUUUUUGCCAUUGUGAAAUCAACAGAAAAUGGAGAGAAUCAAGAAGAAGCCAGAGAGAGAGAUGAACAAAUAAGAAUGGUAUCCAUCUUCCAGAGGAUGCUGUCCUUGGCUGUCGAGGUGGACCGUUCUCCAGCUCUAAGCUCUGCCAAGCUGUCCCAGGAGCUCUUCCAUAUGCUCAUUGGCAAUACACCUCUACGAGCACACAGGAUGUUGUUGCUGGAGAGCAUGCAGAGCAAGCUGCUGAGAUGUAAGCUGUUGGAACAUCUGCUGGAGUAUGCCUGCCCAAUGAAAACCUCUCUGCCCAUGUCGCUCAGUCUUCUGCUUCACUUUAUGAAGAACUGCACUCUGGCACCAGACCCAAUGGAUGGCUCUGAAAAGUGGCAGAGGUGGGAAGAGUUGGUCCAUCUUCUGUGGAUGUUGCUGCUCAGCUACAACAAAGCGAUGAAAGGCUUGCUGUGCAGCUCGCUCAGUGAACAAAGAGGCAGAGUUGGCACCUUGGUCUACAAGCAAGAAGAUAUGGUAUCCAAGCCUGCUGUCUGUGAAGCUGUGGAGGCCUUCCUGUCCAGAUCUCAAGCUGACCUUGGCCAAGCCUUACCUCUCCAUGUGGAAGAGUCCCUCACUUAUCUACAGGAUCACCUGCUGGAUGUCUGCCAGUGUUGAC